Molecule: messenger RNA, 1744 nt
Organism: Ceratotherium simum simum (southern white rhinoceros)
Lineage: Eukaryota; Metazoa; Chordata; Mammalia; Perissodactyla; Rhinocerotidae
Source: RefSeq, a predicted model, not a curated record
CCUCUGAAGAGAUCAACAAUAGUACAUUCAUCAGAAGAGCUGCAGUUGGAGCCUUGGAGGAGACAACGGAAGGCUGGGACGAGGGGGGCCGGGCUAGAGGAAAGAAAAGAGACUUCUCUUCUAGCCAAGAUGAAAGACAUACAAGCCAUUCAGGAACCCUCAGUGGCCCUACAGACUGACGUCCACGAACAGGAAGAGAAAAUGGACAAUCAAGCACGAAGAGAAGAUACACAUGACGAUCUCCCAAAGACACAGCGAUCUUUAGUACAUUUUUUUCCAACGACGACAGAUUCAGAAACCACAACACUGCCAUUGUCACGGUCAUUAUCUCAUGAAAUGCUUCUCAGUUGCUUUCUGUCUAGCCCUCAUUUUAGUGGAGAAACUAUAUCAACGAUUGGAAAAAAGUCUCUUAAAUCUAUCAUAGUGAGCCGUUCCCGAUCAGAAAAGAGCUUGGGAGUUGACAGCUCCAUAAUUCCAAAGAAACAGCCUCUGUCAGUCCUUGCUCCUGAGCCAGCUGUGACUGGGGAAGGAGAGGAUUAUUUCCUAUCUUUGUUUGGUGAUUCAAAGAAACUUAUUGCACGCUCAUUCCAUGCCGAGAAAACUUGGAAGCACUUUUCUAUGAUUCUUGAAGAAGUGGGCCCCUCUAGAUCCAGUGCUCUGGGAGACAUUAAAAUAGCUGAAGUGAAUGUCAAGGGUUUAUUCGUGAAGUUCGUUAACUCUUCCCUUGACAAAGAAGUGGAUGUUGGAGAUCAUAUUCUCCAGCAAAACGUGAAUGGACAAGUAAUCUCUUUGUACCGUUUCCUUCCAAAUAUCAUACUGCAAGCCAAUUCCACAGUAACGGUGUGGGCAGCAGCAUCUGAAGCAAAGCAUCAGCCGCCAUCAGAUUUUCUUUGGAAGGAACAAAACAAGUUUACAACAAGCCCGAAUUGUACAACAAUCCUGUGCAAACCUAAUGGUGAAGCCAUUGCCUGGUACACUCCGAUUCACUGGAAGCAAGCGUUGGAGAAAUUAGAGACUGACAUUGAAUUUGACAGAUGCUCAGUAGUAAGUCCAGCGUCUCGAAGGCACAUGUUUCAUUGGCACGAAGUUAUGACUACAGCUAAAGAAGAACAAGAUCAGUCUAAGAAAGGUAUCUCAAAAUGUCAGAUGGAACCAGCUCAAGCUUUUCUUAAGAGAGAAAAAGAAAUGCCACCAACACUUUUCCCCAAUCGCAGCCCUUGGUGUCACAGUCCUGAUGUCCCUGCACAUCCCUACUGUUCUCUGAUUGAGCCUCAUAAUACCAGCAUGGCUGGAAGCAGCUUAGAUAGACAGCCCAGGCGUCAGUCAGCCAGGCCUAAUCCAGUGCAGGGACCAGGAAAAACAAGACAUCUCAGUUACAAAAGCAAUAGGCAAACUCAACCAUUGAAGCACAAUAAUAUCCAAGCCUAGAGAACACAAGGAUGCCCGACAUGUCCAGCCAGCCUUCAUCAUACUGGAGAGGAAGCCAGCAGCAAGCAAAAAAAUGGAUUCUUUUAGAAAAAAUAACUCCUCCCGACUUUACUGUAACCACUUCUCAAAAAAGGAGAUAGUUUGUGGACAAGUUACAACAUUUGCUUUCUAGGCUGUAAAGAAGAAAAACAUUGGUCAAAAGCAAAACCGUCACAGUCUUCUUUUUAUGCACAUGGAGUUUCCCAGUCACUAAUUUGAGUCUUUUGUACCCUGCCGCACAGCUGUUAGGUCGACAACUUCUGCCAUUUCUGCAGAU